GUUUUCUGUACUGCUAUGAUACAAGAUUUGGCCAGUGAACACGUGUUGGAACUUGGAGUGGAUGGAUAGUCAAUUCUAAUUAAGUCACCUUUUUUAAAGUAUUAUUCAAGAUUUGAAGGAAGAAUUUAAAUGUGUAUAUAUAUCGACAAUUUAAAAUCAAUCAAGUCCAAAUAUUUAGCAUUUGAGCGCCUUACACUAUUUCGUUUUGUGCCACAAUGAAGUACAUCCUGGUCACUGGUGGUGUCAUCUCAGGCAUCGGGAAGGGCAUCAUAGCCUCCAGUGUGGGAACCAUCCUCAAGUCAUGUGGUCUGCGUGUCACCGCCAUCAAGAUUGACCCCUACAUCAACAUAGAUGCAGGGACCUUCUCUCCGUACGAGCAUGGUGAGGUGUUUGUGCUGGACGAUGGGGGUGAGGUGGAUCUGGACCUGGGGAACUACGAGAGGUUCCUGGACAUCAGACUGACCAAAGACAACAACCUGACCACAGGCAAAAUCUACCAGUCUGUCAUCAACAAGGAGAGGAAAGGAGACUACCUGGGAAAGACCGUACAGGUGGUGCCCCACAUCACUGAUGCGAUCCAGGAGUGGGUGAUGCGUCAGGCCAGAGUACCUGUUGACGAUGAUGGUGUGGAGCCUCAGAUCUGUGUCAUCGAGCUAGGAGGCACUGUGGGAGACAUCGAGAGCAUGCCUUUCAUCGAAGCCUUCAGGCAGUUCCAGUUCAAGGUGAAGAGGGAGAACUUCUGUAACAUCCACGUCAGCCUGGUCCCACAGCCCAGUGCCACAGGAGAACAGAAGACCAAACCCACUCAGAACAGUGUCAGAGAGCUCAGAGGACUCGGCCUGUCUCCUGAUCUGAUCAUGUGUCGCUGCUCCACUUCCCUGGAGAACUCUGUUAAAGAGAAGAUCUCCAUGUUCUGUCAUGUAGAACCUGAACAGGUGAUCUGCGUGGCAGACGUGUCGUCCAUCUACAGAGUGCCUCUGCUACUGGAGAACCAGGGGGUGGUGGGCUACUUCUGUCAGAGAUUAGACCUUCCUAUAGAGACACGCCCCAGGAAGAUGCUCACUAAGUGGAAGGAGAUGUCUGACAGGUCAGACAGGCUCCUAGAGCAGUGUUCUAUAGCCCUGGUGGGGAAAUACACGAAGUUCACAGACUCCUACGCGUCAGUCAUCAAAGCGCUAGAACACUCGGCCUUAGCCAUCUGCCACAAACUGGAUAUCAAGUAUAUUGACUCAGCAGACCUGGAGCCAAACACACUGAAGGAGGAGCCUGUGAAGUACCAUGAGGCGUGGCAAAAACUCUGCAGUGCUGAUGGCAUCCUGGUACCUGGAGGGUUUGGAGUCAGAGGGACAGAGGGGAAGAUCCACGCCAUCAACUGGGCACGCAAACAGAAGAAACCCUUCCUAGGUGUGUGUCUAGGGAUGCAGCUGGCUGUGUGUGAAUUUGCCAGGAAUGUGCUAGAAUGGGAAGAUGCCAACUCUACAGAGUUUCAUCCCGAAUCAAAGCAUCCUGUUGUGAUUGACAUGCCAGAACACAAUCCUGGGCAGAUGGGUGGGACCAUGAGGCUGGGAAAGAGACGGACCAUUUUCAAGACCACCAACAGUAUACUAAGAAGACUUUACGGAGAUGCUGAGUACGUGGAUGAGAGACACAGACAUCGCUUUGAGGUGAACCCAGAGCUGAAAGAUCACUUUGAGGGGAAAGGCUUUCACUUCGUGGGUCAAGACGUAGAAGGGGAGCGAAUGGAAGUCAUCGAGUUAGACGAUCAUCCGUAUUUCGUAGGAGUGCAGUAUCAUCCAGAGUUCACCUCUCGCCCCAUCAAACCAUCGCCUCCCUACUUUGGCCUCCUGCUGGCAUCAGCCGGGAAACUACAGAGCUACCUACAGAAGGGCUGCUGUCGGUCUCCACGGGACACAUACAGUGAUCGGAGUGGCAGCAGCACCCCAGACUCAGAAAUAGUUGAGUCCUCCAUCUCACAGGAAUGUGUGACUGAGGGAAAGGAACAAUGAAAUCCCUUUCCAAACGGAGGAUCAAGACAAGGGCUAAAUUAAGACGUUUGCAUGUCUAUAUGCUCCCGACAACAGGCCGUCAUAUGGAACUGACUUUACCCAGGAUAACUCCCUUGAGAUCGAAACACUGAAUGUCCUAAGGAGCCCCCCCCCCAAUAUUUGACAAGAAAUUGUCUGUACAUUGCAGGGUUAAUGCAUCUUUAUUGCAGUAAAAGGGCUUUACAAGUGGAGAGGAAAUAUUUUUCUAUCAUUCAACCUGGCUCUUGAUGAGCUUACAGCACCAAUAAUAUUGUCUUAUUUAGCUUCACUCAUUGGAAGGAUGUGAGCCUUAUCCAUUUUUCGAGCAGCAGCUGCAUACAGGCCGUCAGUAGAAUUCCCACGUCAUUGGAUGUUAUGCGGGCAGGAGAAGGCCAUUGUUGUAUGACAGGCCUCACUUUUUCACAAGACCUGAGAAUAAAGUAAUGUUUUAGUGGCUGGAGACAAUGUAUCAUAUACACUUUGAAGGCGCUGUUCUGAUCUCAGUCCCAUAUCCGCAUGUUUCAUCCAUCAGUCACAUUUUUAAAAGAUAUCAAUCAUUGAUCAGAACACACCAGACCCUGCACAGAUGACUGAUUAGCAUGACGCAAAACAGAAGUACCUUAAAACCCGUAUUACGGGUAUAUCAACGUUGAAGUGUGAUUGGUCAAUGCCAGUCACAAGACCUGCAAAUGAAAUAAAGUUUAGCAUCUUGAUAUAUACACACAUUAUAUUUAAGGAUUUACUCUGAUCUUAAAUCCCAUAUCCGCAUGUUUCAUCCAGCAGUCACAAAAGGUAUCAGCAUUGAUCAGAACAUACCAGGCCCUCUGAAGAUAAGUGAGUGAUUUAUCCCCCCCGAUUGACAUUCCCGUUAAGGCACACUUGUACCUCCAGACAUGAGAAGUUAAGCUCCAACGGCAGGAUUUACAUUGGUGGAACUAUCAAAGCAACAUUACUAUGGUUCAAAGAUGCAGCUAAAUAUCUGUAGGACAGUAGAGUGACUACCUCAGGCACAGAGAGGCUAGGACAGUCAAAGACUCCCCAUUUCUCUGGCAUGAACUUGGAGAACCAGAGGCUACAGACAGCCCGGGUCCUUAGGAUAGCAUGCGACCAGAUAACACUUUGUUUAAAAAAAUCCUUACCGGCUGUUCAAUCCCAAGGUGAUUGGUCAUCACCGCUGCCAUUUCAGUUGGUACGAGACCUGAUGAGAAACAAAGUGACCUUAGUGGGAUGAUCAAUCUAGGUUCAUUUCCAUUCCAAAGCAUGGAUGUUUAAUUCAUUACUACUUGCAAUAAACAGGCUCAGAAGUUGAA
Molecule: messenger RNA, 3334 nt
Organism: Oncorhynchus tshawytscha (Chinook salmon)
Lineage: Eukaryota; Metazoa; Chordata; Actinopteri; Salmoniformes; Salmonidae
Product: CTP synthase 1
Exons: 17
Coding region: 216-2006 (596 amino acids)
Biological process (GO): CTP biosynthetic process; pyrimidine nucleobase biosynthetic process
Cellular component (GO): cytoophidium; cytoplasm
Molecular function (GO): CTP synthase activity; identical protein binding
Source: RefSeq, a predicted model, not a curated record